GAGCAGUUAUGGACAUAGAAUUUGUGCUGAAACUUUAAAUUCUGGUAAACUGAAUUAAUGAGGAUAGCGGCUUCCCUUUGUGGUGACAUCACUUGAAUGCAGUUGCUUUUAAAGGCAGCCCACUCAAGCGACCGCUGUACAAUUAUGAGAUGAUCUCAGGAAGUAAUAAUUUUUUUAUAUCAUAAGAGUUUAGAUUGUUACAUAUCAGAGUCUGCACAUGGGAAAAUCACUGUCAGAGGUGCCCUCAUCUAAGCCGUACCAGGGAGUGAGGGUCAAAGACCCUGUAAAGGAGUUGCUGCGGAGAAAAAGAGGAAAUGCUGCCAGAACGAAACCCCCCAGCACAGUGAUGGCUCCCAACAACACUUUCCAGUCAUACACACAUGCUGGGACUUCUAGCUUUGUAGAAGCCAACCAGAGUGGUCUCAAUGAUUCAUUAGUGGAUGUCGGCGGGCUUUGCACAGGAUGGAUUGCCCAGACAACCAGCACAUCUGCUCUCCAGCCUUUGAGCCACUGGACUACCCCAGACUGCCAACACCACGACCCUACUAUCCCAUCCCACGCUGAUAUGUAUGUCCAGCCGAUCUGUCCCAGUUACACUGUGGUAGGCCCUUCCCCCAUGCUGACGUUUGCGCACACACCUCUCUUCACCAACCUUGCGACCAUGAGCACCUCCAGCUCAGCCUUGCCACCAGUGGAGAUCCCAGACUCCUCCUUGACAUACAUUCCUUGGGCUCAGCCUUUAUCUACCAUCUCCAGCACCGUCAUGCAGUCCCCCUCUGUGCAAGCAGCCCUGUCAGCCUCCCAGCUCUUCCCAGUGCCUCUGACCUUGCCAGUGAUUUCACCAGAACCUGAACCUAGGCAGGUGGAGCCUCCCCAGGCCCCAGAGGGCACUCUGGCCCUUGAGAAACUGCUGGAAGACGAUGAGAGCCACAAAGAACCCUACAUCUGCAACUCCUCGCUGUUUUCAGAAGACAUUUAAGAAAUCUGUAGAUUGGCACUCUUUUUGCGCAGCUUUUUACCCAAUCAAGAUUUCAUGGUGGAGCCAAUGUAGUCCUACACUGAAUAAGCCCCAGUAUGAGCCCUACAUGGGUUUGUCCUUGGGUUCUCUGUCUGAACCCAUGACAAGUAUGGGAUACAUCAAAUAGGGCUGACACAGAACCCACAAACAAACCCAUGUAAUACCCAUACAUCGAGCCUAUAUUGUGCUUACAUUGUCUCCACCAUAAUGUUGGCUGGCUCAUGGCCACAAACACACUGUAAAGUUUUAGGAGUGACAACCGCAUUGAAAUAUAGAAGUUUAUUUAAAUGAUCAUUCCCGAAAUUGCGAUGAUUGACACUGUGGUAACCAAUUAGCCUGACUACGUCAGACUUUGUACUCCCGCUCAAUUUCAGUUUGCUUCUGUACUGAGUCUAGACCUAUCUCUCGGUUUUCCUCCGGCAUGAAAACAGCCGGCCAAUCAACAGAGGCCGGGCUGAGAGCCGUGACGUAGACGCUAAGCGGCAAGUUUAAAAUUUUAUUUUCAGGUUAGGGAAAUCAAAAACGACCGCAGAUAUGGAGAUACGGGAUGCAAUUCGCUCUGUUGUGGUGAAUAUUCCCGGCAUUUGCAAACUGAAGUCCGAACAAGAGGAGCCUCCAAAAAGAACUGUAAGAUUCUGCAAUUUUAACUAAACCACCGUCAACAGAGGCGUUGUGUAUUGCUUAUGCUGGAAAGGCUGCUCAAAUGACUCCUUGCAGUGUUGUCAAGUCCACUUAUAAGAGUUUUUUGGGCUUAGCUUUUAAAGCGAUCAAGUUUAUGGGAUUAGAGAGAGAGUUUACCCAAGUUUCUUUCUUCUGUUAAACACAAAAGAUAUGAUGAAGAAUGUUGGUAAUCAAACAGCCAUUGCCUUCCAUAGUAGGAAAAAGAAUACUAUGGGAGUCAAUGGCUAUCGUCAACCAACAUUCUUCAAAAUAUCUUCCUUUGUCUUCAACAGAAGAAAGAAACUCAUACAGGUUUGGAACAACAUAAGGGUGAGUAAAUUAUGACAAAAUUUUAAUUUUAAGAAAAUUGGGAAUUUGCAGGUCAUCAAUAUUUUGAUGUUAUUUUCAAUAUAAAGCUUUUGGAUUUAUUUUGGUCUAUUAUGUGCUCGUCCUUUUUCUCUCUAGCAACGUAAAUGAGUUAAGCCUCGUACCUCUUUCCCAGUGGUUUUCAUACAAAAUCGAGACCUCUGAUGCCCAUUUAAAAACUAGUUGUUCAAGGCAGUUCCGUACACACUUUUUUAAAUUUUUCUAAAUGCAGUUGUCACUACCUGAAUUUUUCAAAAGCUAAUUUGUUUGUAUAAUUCAGUCCUGUGAAUUUCUGGACUUUAUGUGUACAGAAUAUAUUUAUCUCCAGGGUGUACAUGGCCAAUAUGUAGGAUUUGCUAGGCUGAAACUGAUGUGAGGCAUUUCAGACAGCAUUUUGGCAGCCCUUAUGAAAAAGGAAAUCUGGAAUAAAUAACAGAUCUGGGAACAACUGUGAAGGGAUGACUAAUGAUGAUUAAUGUCCAUUUUUGCUGGCUUUGCGUAGCUGCAAUUUAAUCCAAUUUAGUGUGCAGAAUCCUGUAGCAUGUUUACAAUGGUUAAAAUACUAACAUUUACAUAGUGCUCUUCCUUGUAGACAGUUUAUUAAAAUGUCAGUUAGAAUUAGAAAAGCAUCGGUUUUCUGAAAGUUGGAAAUUUCCCCUAUGGAUGUUAUCAUUAAAUCUACCUGUGCCCAAGACCUGCAUGCUUAGUUGUCUCUCAAGUUAACAUGUUCCCUAAUGAGAUGUUUAAACAAGGGUCUGCUCUGUGCACGCUCUACCAUGAAAUCUGCUUUUCAGAGCUUCUGUGCAUGACAUAUCUCCCUCAAACGGUAUUGACAAUAAAGCACACGUGCAUUUGCAA
This is a messenger RNA of Pimephales promelas (fathead minnow), 2902 nucleotides long. It is a transcript of the gene pou2af1, whose product is annotated as POU class 2 homeobox associating factor 1. Gene Ontology annotation, molecular function: POU domain binding; transcription coactivator activity; DNA binding. Gene Ontology annotation, cellular component: RNA polymerase II transcription regulator complex. NCBI's taxonomy places the organism in Eukaryota, Metazoa, Chordata, Actinopteri, Cypriniformes, Leuciscidae. Gene Ontology annotation, biological process: positive regulation of transcription by RNA polymerase II. The record is from RefSeq and is a predicted model, not a curated record.